Messenger RNA from Ilyonectria robusta, 843 nucleotides. RefSeq names its product Alpha/Beta hydrolase protein. The coding region runs from base 1 to 843 and encodes 280 amino acids. Gene Ontology annotation, molecular function: catalytic activity. Lineage: Eukaryota; Fungi; Ascomycota; Sordariomycetes; Hypocreales; Nectriaceae. The record is from RefSeq and is a predicted model, not a curated record. The transcript is spliced from 2 exons.
AUGGCGUCCAACGUCAUCGAAACCGGAAACGGAACAACGCUCCAUUACCUCCAGAGCGGCAAUUCCCACGGACCUUUACUCAUUUGCCUUCACGGGCUUGGAGGCUCUACAAACACGUUUACACCUUUGGUGUCUCGAUUGACCCAGUCUUACAACAUCGUCCUGGUGGAUUUCCCUGGGUUUGGAAAAAGCCCCGUGCCGACUCAACGCCCGACAAUCCCAGGCUAUGUCUCCGACUUACACGAUGUCAUCGCAUCUUUGCAAGCAGUUCAAGCCCAAGACAAGAGCAAAAAGGUCAUCAUCUUCGGACACUCCCUCGGCACCGCCAUCGCUCUGCACGUUGCCUCCGAAAACCCCUCCCUCGUUGCUGGCCUUGUCCUCAUCGGAUCAGCACGAUCAGCCUCGCAUAUAGCCGCCGUUCGACAGAGAAUGCUUGAAAUGGCGGCCAAUACACGCAAGAUGGGGACGACAUGGGCGGCGGAAUUAGCAAUGAAGUCCAACUUCCCUCCGAUGGACAAGCGUCAGGUGGAUGAAAGCUUGCGCAAGGAGGUUUAUGACGCUGUCGUUGCAUCGGAUCCAGAGGGCUAUGCGCUGACGUGCGAAAUGAUGGUGGACGAGUCGCACAAGGAUCCGGAUUACAGCAAGAUCAAGUGCCCUACCUUGUUGAUUGCUGGUGAUCUUGAUGUGAUAAGCCCGGUACAAAGGUCCCAAGACCUUAUUCAGCUCAUUGGCUCCGAUUCAUGUUGGCUGGAGAUAGUGAAGGCCGGACACCAACCUAUCCUAGAGGAGCCUGAAGCUGUAGCCACGGCUAUUGAAAAGCUGAUUGGAAAGAUAGACAUUUAG